UAAGACUCACAGACGCUGCGGGUGCACUGUGAAGUGCUGACUGUGAGACAGCAAUAUCACAACUACACUGUGGUCGGCCGCUCUCACGUUGCUAUAACUUGGGCAGAGCCAAUUAUACCGGUGACAUCACUGCGCACAUAGCACAAGGUGGAGAACAAAACAAGAGGUCUGCUUCAUAACGCAAGAGUAACAGAACAACCGAUGUCCGCAACACUGCUCUCGGGUUCAGAGAUUGUGGCCCGGCGUUUUUAGAAUGCAGAAAUCUCCAGUGGAAGAUGCGAACUUCCUAUCAAGAUUUUUCUUCUGUUGGACAUCAGCGAUUUUGAGAAAGGGAUACAGGCAGAAGUUGGAGCCAUCAGAUGUGUACAAGGUCCCCUCUUUUGAUACAGCUGAUACUCUCUCUGAACGCUUGGAAAGAGAAUGGGACCGAGAGCUUGCAUCCUCUAAGAAAAAACCCAGACUCUUCAAUGCCCUACGCCGUUGUUUCUUCUGGCCCUUUGCCUUUUAUGGCAUCCUGCUGUACUUCGGGGAAGCCUCAAAGGCCGUGCAACCUCAGCUCCUGGGGCGGAUCAUUGCCUCGUUUGACCCUUUCCAUGCGGAGGAGCGGGAGCAGGGCUACUACCUGGCCGUGGGGCUCUGCUUGCUGUUUGUGGCCCGGUUCCUGCUUCUCCAGCCAGCCAUCUUUGGCUUGCACCAUCUGGGCAUGCAGAUACGGAUUGCUCUGUUCAGCCUGAUUUAUAAAAAGACCUUAAAGCUCUCCAGCCGUGUCCUGGACAAGAUUAGCACUGGGCAGCUGGUUAGCCUGAUGUCUGCACACUUGAAUAAGCUGGAUGAGAGCCUGGGUCUGGCACACUUUGUGUGGAUCACACCACUGCAGUGCAUUCUGUGUGUGGGGCUCAUCUGGGAGCUUAUCGAGGCAUCGGCCCUCUGCGCCCUGGCUGCCCUCCUGGUGCUGGCUAUCUUCCAGGCCUGUCUGUCUCAGAGGAUGGGCCCUUACAGGGCUGAAAGAGCCAAGCUGAUCAGCCGGAGGCUGGCACUGACCUCAGAGAUAGUGGAGAACAUCCACUCUGUGAAAGCCUACGGCUGGGAGGAGAUCAUGGAGACCAUCAUUAAAAACAUCAGGCAGGACGAGAUGACUUUAACCCGGAAGAUCGGCUCCCUGCGCUACUUCUACAGCUCUGCCUACUUCUACUCCGCCUUCAUCGUCAUCAUCGCCACCAUCGUGCCAUACGCCCUCCAGCAGAGCAUCAUCCUGCGGCGCAUCUUCACCGUGCUGUCCUACUGCAUGGUGCUGCGCAUGAGCCUCACCCGCCAGCUGCCCAACUCCAUUCAGAUGUGGUACGACACGCUGGCGCUCAUCGACAAGCUGGAGGACUAUCUCACAAAAGAGGAGUACAAAGUGUUGGAGUACAAUCUCACCACUACGGAAGUGGAGCUCAUGAAUGUCACUGCUUCUUGGGAUGAGGGAAUAGGCGAACUCUUUGAAAAGAUAAAACAGGAGAACAAGGAGAAUGGACAGCCUAAUGGAGAUUCUGGUCUCUUCUUUACCAACCUGUACGUCACACCGGUGCUGAAGAACAUCAGCUUGCACUUGGAGAAGGGGAAGAUGCUGGCUGUGGCUGGCUCAACUGGAUCAGGCAAGAGUUCUCUCCUCAUGAUGAUUCUGGGGGAGCUGGUGCCCUCAGAGGGGAAGAUCAAGCACAGCGGGCGCGUCUCUUUCUCCCCCCAGACCUCCUGGAUCAUGCCCGGCACCAUCCGCGAAAACAUAGUCUUCGGCCUGACGUACGAUGAGUACCGCUACACCAGUGUCAUCAAAGCCUGCCAGCUGGAGGAGGACCUCGCCUUGUUGCCGGAAAAAGACAAAACUCCCCUGUUAGAGGGGGGAUUGACCUUGAGCGGCGGACAGAGGGCUCGGAUCGGUCUGGCCAGAGCUGUGUACAAAGAUGCUGACCUUUACCUGCUGGACAGCCCCUUCACCCACCUGGACAUUGUGACAGAAAAGGAAAUUUUUGAAAGUUGCGUGUGCAGACUGAUGGCGUCAAAGACACGAAUCGUGGUCACCAGCAAGCUGGAGCACCUGAAACGCGCCGACAAGAUCCUGCUGCUCCACAACGGCGUCUGCUACUUCUACGGCACCUUCGCCGAGCUGCAGUCCCAGCGGCCCGACUUCAGCUCGCUGAUGCUCGGCCUGGGGGCCUACGACAGCAUCAACGCCGAGCGGCGCGGCUCCAUCCUGACCGAGACUCUGCGCCGCGUCAGCGUGGACGAGACGGCGGGCCACCUCCCCGAGCCCCCCCGGCCCGCCUUCCGGCAGUCCCCCCCGGCGGCACCCGCCACGGGCGACGCCCCGGACAAGAGGAAGCCCUCGCUCAUCCUCAACCCCCUGGCCGCCGCCCGCAAGUUCUCGGUGGCGCAGCACCCGGAGGAGGACUCGGGGCGCGACCCGGCGCAGCGGCGCUUCUCGGUGGUGCCCGAGGACGACCAGGUGGAGGAGGUGCUGCCCCGCAGCAACGUGUACCACCCCGGGCUCAACUUCCCUGGGCAGCGGCGCCAGUCCGUCCUGGCCUUCAUCACCAAUGCCCAGGGCCAGGGACGGCGGGAGCAGAUGCAGUCCUCCUUCCGCAGGAAGCUGUCCAUCACGCCCCAGAGCGAGCUGGCCUCCGAGCUGGACAUCUACGCCCGACGCCUCUCCAACGACAGCAUGUACGACAUCAGCGAAGAGAUGGACGAGGAAGACAUGGAGGAAUGUUUUGUUGAUGACCGAGAGAAUGUCUUUGAAACUACCUCAUGGAGCACAUACUUCCGAUACUUAUCAACGAACAAGAACCUUGUCUAUAUUCUCAUCUUUAUCAUCCUGGUCUUCUUGAUUGAGGUGGCUGGAUCUGUGAUUGGGAUAUUUUUUAUCACUGAUGAGAUCUGGAGGAAGGAGAACGAGACGUCGUUCCCAAACUCCACCCAGGGGACGCCCUACGCCGUGAUCGUCACGCCCACCAGUGCCUACUACAUUGUUUACAUCUACGUGGCGACGUCGGAGAGCGUGCUGGCGCUGGGCUUCCUCCGGGGGCUGCCGCUCAUUCACACCCUGCUCACCGUCUCCAAGAAGCUGCACCAGCAGAUGCUGCAGGCCGUGCUGCGUGCUCCCAUGGCCGUGCUCAACACCAUGAAGUCAGGGCGAAUUAUGAACAGAUUCACCAAAGACAUGGCGACCAUUGAUGACAUGCUACCUCUCAUCCUGUUUGAUUUCAUACAGCUGACCCUGAUUGUGUUGGGAGCCAUUUUUGUGGUGUCUAUAAUGCGGCCUUACAUCUUCCUUGCUGCCAUCCCUCUUUCUGUCAUCUUUGUGAUACUGAGGAAGUACUUCCUACGCACUGGACAACAGCUGAAGCAGCUGGAGGCCGAAGCUCGGAGCCCCAUCUUCUCGCACCUGAUCCUCUCUCUCAGGGGCCUGUGGACAAUACGUGCCUUUGGCAGGCAGUCCUACUUUGAGACCCUGUUCCACAAGGCCCUCAACACCCACACGGCCAACUGGUACCUCUACCUGUCUACACUGCGCUGGUUUCUUUUCCGCAUUGACAUGAUCUUCGUUCUCUUCUUCACCACCACAGCUUUCAUCUCCGUGGGAACGAACCGUGAUAAGCCCGGUGAAAUUGGCAUCAUCAUCACCCUGGCAAUGUUGAUCCUGGGAACCUUCCAGUGGGCUGUUAUCACCAGCAUCACUGUGGACGGCCUGAUGCGUUCUGUGGACCGGGUCUUCAAAUUCAUAGAUCUUCCGUCCGAGGAGCCCAAGCACACGACCCGGGUCAAGAACACAGAUGUGGUGAUUGAAAACCCCCACGCAGAUGAUGGCUGGCCAUCCCGUGGUCAGAUGGACGUUCAAGACCUCACUGUGAAGUACACAGAAGCUGGACGUGCAGUCCUUCAGAAGCUGUCCUUCAGCAUUGAUGGUGGACACAGGGUGGGUGUUCUGGGGAGGACAGGCUCAGGGAAGAGCACUCUGCUUUCCGCCCUGCUGAGGCUGGCAUCCACGGACGGCGAUAUCUCCAUCGACGGCGUCUCCUGGAACUCCGUGCCCCUCCAGACCUGGAGAAAGGCCUUUGGCGUAGUACCACAGAAAAUCUUCAUCUUGACAGGGUCAUUUCGCAUGAAUCUGGACCCCUGUAGCAAACACACAGACGAGGAGCUCUGGAAAGUCAUAGAGGAGGUGGGGCUGAAGUCGGUCAUCGAGCAGUUCCCAGACAAACUGGACUUCCAGCUGGAGGACGGGGGCUACGUGCUGAGCAACGGCCACAAGCAGCUGGUGUGCCUGGCCCGCUCCAUCCUCAGCAAGGCUCGCAUCCUGCUGCUGGACGAGCCCAGCGCUUACCUGGACCCCAUCACGUUGCAGAUCCUGAGGAAGACCCUGAAACAUUCCUUCUCCAACUGCACGGUCAUGCUGUCCGAGCACCGGGUGGAGCCUCUGCUGGAGUGCCAGUCCUUCCUGAUGAUUGAGGGCAGCUCGGUGAAGUCCUACGACUCCAUCCAGAAGCUUCUGAAUGAGAUGAGCCAGCUGAAGCAGGCGAUCAGCCAGACGGAGCGGCUCAGGCUGUUCCCCACGCACCGCCGCAGUUCCAGCAAGCGCUCGCCCCAGCCCAAGAUCAGCGCCCUGCAAGAGGAGGCCGAGGACGAGGUCCAGGACACCCGCCUCUGAAGUGCCACAGCCGCCCCCCCCCCCCAGAAACCAUCACAAACAAAGACCCGGAUCUGGUGGGGAGGAGCCUGAAAACUGGACGCAGUCGUUCAUUCCGUCCUUCACCUCAAAAGGAAAAUGUCGGCGCUUUAUUUUUUUACAAUUCCCUUUUCCCAAGUGAUUUUAUUUUUGAAUUAUUCCUGCCUUACACUAGUGGAAGCAUAUUUUAUUUUGUAAAUAAAAUGAAUGAAAUGGAUGACAGUACGGACAAAUGAUUAACUUCCGACAUCAUUAUUUUUCUAUCGAAUGCACUUUAUGUAACGAGGUACAGAUACUCCUUGGUUUUUUUUCACAAUGGGGACAGAGAAGGAAGUAAGAGUAUCAGUGCUAUGAAAAAUGUUUGCCUUAAUACAGCGUUAACUCCAGUGCUUCAAAACUGGAUAUCUGUCAGCUUUCUUGAUUUCGCUGGACAGAUAUGUAAUUUAAUUUAAUGUAUAAAAUUGAUAAAUAGUUUUGUAAUGGCCCGUUACAAAUAUACUUGAUGACAGUAAGUAUCUACCUUGGCACAUUAGCAACAUAUUUUUUACAGUGUAAUUUAAGAGUCUUUUCAUAGGAAUUGACAAAAUGUUCUUUUGAUACCUUUUCAGAGACAGAGAAACCCAAACAAUAAGGGUUCCUUUCCACAGGAAAAUAAACAUGUGAAAAUGA
Molecule: messenger RNA, 5374 nt
Organism: Anguilla rostrata (American eel)
Lineage: Eukaryota; Metazoa; Chordata; Actinopteri; Anguilliformes; Anguillidae
Gene: cftr
Product: CF transmembrane conductance regulator
Exons: 27
Coding region: 254-4687 (1477 amino acids)
Biological process (GO): bicarbonate transport; chloride transmembrane transport
Cellular component (GO): plasma membrane; cytosol; apical plasma membrane
Molecular function (GO): ABC-type transporter activity; chloride channel activity; ATP hydrolysis activity
Source: RefSeq, a predicted model, not a curated record